Messenger RNA from Peniophora sp. CBMAI 1063, 1311 nucleotides. NCBI's taxonomy places the organism in Eukaryota, Fungi, Basidiomycota, Agaricomycetes, Russulales, Peniophoraceae. The record is from the annotation of a GenBank genome assembly.
AUGCCGCUUGCUAGGAUAGAGCCGCCUCUAUCGAAGGACAUCCUGCGGAAUACGACAUACAGUUCUCAAGCCCCCGAAGGUUACCAGAGUACCUUUAGGAUGGUAUCGAAUAACAUCGAUCAUAUGAAGACGGACUAUCCGGAGGGCAUGCACUGCUUCACCACGCUGCCGCAACCCAUCACGGACGAAGUCGAGAACGACGGGUAUGCCGAGUGCUACUGCACAGGCUGGUUCAAGCGCAAGGUCCUUUCCACGCCAGGAUUCCCAUCGCGCGUCGUGAGACCUCGCAGACUCGUGUACGAGAUUCGCAACGUUGCUGGUCGUGGGUUCGGAGUUUUUGCUACUGAGGAUAUCGCACCGGGCGAUCUUAUCAUGGCCGAACGACCGCUCCUUGUGGCGAUGGUAUGGACCGCUGGCUACCGUGUUCCAGGCGACAACGUCACCCAGGAGCAGUUGCUAAGAGGCGUGUACAUCGACAUGGAGAAGAGCACAGCGACGGCCUGUGCGCGAAUGUCGCCCAAGAAUCUCAAGGCGUACAAGUCGCUUCAUAACAGCCACAAGACAGACGGUUCCGGGCCUUUCUCUGGUAUCCACCGCACGAACGGCUUUGACGUCGAGGUCGAUGAUCCUGAAGGCGUGAAGCUCGGUGGCCCAGGCAAGGGGCACUACUCAUGUGUGGGUGCCAAAGCUUCGAGGCUCAAUCAUGAUUGCUCGCCAAACGCCAUCCAUCGCUUUAACAUGCCAGCCUUCUCGAUGUCGAUCUACGCUGUCCGCCCCAUCGCGAAGGGAGAGGAGAUAACCGUGAGCUACACCGGUGUCACCGACGAUUCGGCCUCACGCCAGGAAUCUCUCAAACCAUACGAGUUCACCUGCGUUUGUCUCGCAUGCAAGGACCCCGCAACCUCGGAUAAGGAGCGCAAGAGAGUUCUCGAGGGACUCUUGCCCAAGACGUCGCAAGGCGUUGAGCACGCAGACCGGACACUUGCCACGUUUGAGGCCACCGGGCUACAGUGCCACCCACGCUAUCUCGAUCUCCUGCGCCGCGUCGCGCAGAUCAACCGCAAGAAAGGGAAGCCCGAGCGCGCGGGUGCGCUGGACGCGGUCGCAGACAGGCUUGCUAAAGUGAUGAGGACGAAGGACGAGGCUCCUGAUCCAGACGUCAUGAAAGCUUUAGGCAUCGACAUGCAGACCUUCAAAACGCCGGAGGAGGUGAUGAAGUUCAUGCAGAGCCGUACUGGGCCGGGCACUGGGCAUCAUGUGAGCGUGCAAGCGGUGCAGAACCUCAUGAAGACCAUGUCAGUCAAGACAUAG